Quercus lobata is the source of this 369-nucleotide messenger RNA. Its product is annotated as glycine-rich protein 5-like. The record is from RefSeq and is a predicted model, not a curated record. The transcript is spliced from 3 exons. NCBI's taxonomy places the organism in Eukaryota, Viridiplantae, Streptophyta, Magnoliopsida, Fagales, Fagaceae. The coding region runs from base 1 to 369 and encodes 122 amino acids.
AUGGACAACUUUUGUCUUCCACUUGUUGCUCCUGUUUCUGUUGUUGCAGCUGCUACAGUUUCUUCUACUCCUUCUGUUGCACUUUGGCAUGCUCGACUUGGUCACGCAUCUUCUUCUCGAGUACAACAAUUGGCUUCUAGAGGUAUAACAUCUGAAUGGAGGAAUGUAUUGGGAAUUUUCUGUUUGCAGGAAUUUGUUGUGUGGUUUCUGUGGCCUCUCGGCGGUUACGGAAGAGUCGGUGGCGGCGGCGGUGGAAAAAGAGUCGUCGGUGGCGGUGGCGGUGGAAAAAGAUUCGUCGGUGGCGGCGACGGCGGCGACGGCGGUGUCGGUGGCGGCGGUGGCGGCGACGGUGGUGGCGGUGGCGGUUGA